UGAAGAAAAAAUUUGAAUAUCUCACUUCGGAGAUUUUUCAAAAUUAUUAAAUUAAUACGAAUUUUCAUGAAAAAGUUAGAUGAAUGAGAACGUUAAAAGUCUAACGUGAAGUUAGCUACGAUAAAAAAGAAAAAUAGAAAAAAUUAAAUAUAAAAAAAAUAUAUAUAUAUAUAAAUACAUAAAAAGUAAAGUUAGUUGAGACGUGAGGAAUGAUUUUCACCGGAAGGUCGGUUGACGCUCUCGACGAGGUACGCGGUAGUAGCGUCGUCGUCCAGAACGACGAGCGUCGCGACGUUAAAGCCGUCGCUAUAGCAGCCGGUUGGUUCUCCAGUUUGCGCAGACCCGGCAAGAGGAACAAGAGGUCCUGCCAAAAGCAGGCAAAGAGUGCUUGGGAUCUUACUACCUUAUCUACGCAAUUGAAAGAUGAACUUGGUGAGGUCGUGGCAGAGAUGGAGGCGAUGGAGGGCGGAGGUCUCGUUGCAAACGAGACGAAACCGACGAACAAGGCAAAGCAGACGUCGAUCGGGCGUAAGAAGUUCAACAUGGACCCGAAGAAGGGCAUCGAGUACCUGAUCGAGCACAACCUGUUGGCACCAACACCAGAGGAUGUUGCUCAGUUCCUUUACAAGGGCGAGGGCUUGAACAAGACAGCGAUCGGCGAUUAUCUUGGAGAACGUCACGAUUUCAACGAGCGCGUAUUACGUGCCUUCGUCGAACUCCAUGAUUUUACCGACUUGAUAUUGGUCCAAGCAUUGAGACAAUUCCUCUGGUCCUUUCGUUUACCUGGCGAGGCACAAAAAAUAGAUCGCAUGAUGGAAUGUUUCGCACAGAGAUACUGUCAGCUCAAUCCAAAUAUAUUCACUAACACCGACACCUGUUACGUUCUCAGCUUCGCCAUUAUCAUGUUGAACACGUCGCUUCAUAAUCCAAGCGUUAAGGAUAAGCCCAGCGUAGAACAAUUUAUAUCCAUGAAUCGUGGUAUCAACAAUGGCGGCGACCUACCACGAGAAUUACUCGUGAGUCUCUACGAAAGCAUAAAAACGGAACCAUUCAAGAUCCCGGAAGACGAUGGCAACGAUUUGAUGCACACCUUCUUUAACCCCGAUAAGGAAGGCUGGCUUUGGAAGCAAGCAGGUGGACGUUACAAAAGCUGGAAAAGACGGUGGUUUAUUCUUAACGACAAUUGCCUAUAUUAUUUUGAAUAUACGACGGACAAGGAACCACGCGGUAUCAUUCCGUUAGAAAACAUCCAAGUUAGAGAAGUACAAGAUCGACACAAACCUCAUUGCUUUGAACUUUAUGCAGCUGGAUCAGAAUUUAUUAAAGCAUGUAAAACUGAUAGCGAAGGAAAGGUCGUCGAAGGCAAGCACACAGUGUACAGAAUGUCUGCAGCAACAGACGAGGAGAAAGAUGAAUGGAUCAAAUGUGUACGGCAAAGUAUAUCACACAAUCCAUUUUACGACAUGCUAGCCGCAAGGAAGAAAAAGGCACAAAAGACAAAUGUUUAUUCGAAAAGUUAAAUAAUAACUUAGAGUAUAGAGUUUCUAAAGAAACUCGAUUGACAUGAAAGACUGUACUUGGAUCUCAAAGAUAACUUUGAAGAGAGAUUCUAGAACACGAUCAGAAAAAGAUCUGAUCGUUUUAGAAACAUCAGUAGGAUGUAUCACAACCAACAGUGAACAAAAAUAUAUAACAGGACAAGGUACUGAUAUGUGUAUAUAAAUACGUAUAUAUAC
Molecule: messenger RNA, 1736 nt
Organism: Polistes dominula (European paper wasp)
Lineage: Eukaryota; Metazoa; Arthropoda; Insecta; Hymenoptera; Vespidae
Gene: step
Product: cytohesin steppke
Biological process (GO): regulation of ARF protein signal transduction
Molecular function (GO): guanyl-nucleotide exchange factor activity
Source: RefSeq, a predicted model, not a curated record